AUGGACAUAAUGAACCACAAAGAAAGUCCUGGGUACUUGGAACCCCAGAGCUCACCCCAAGAUAAUCCUGGACCAUCGGGUGAUUUUAACUAUAGUAAUAAUAUCUUGCAGAAGCCUGAAAGGCCUGAUAACUUGGAAUGCCUAAGCUCACCCCAAGAUAAUCCUGGACCAUCAGGUUAUCUUCACUGUAGUAAUAUCUUGCAAAGGCCUGAUGCUGCAGAUGCUGUUUUGCAGACAGAUUACACAUUUGAAGAAGAUUGUGAUGAUUCAAUUGUGGAUCCCAACUAUGUGGCAGAAUCUGAUCAAAAGCUUUCAAUUCAAGCGAGAAUUCAACAAACCCCUGCUGAAACAACUACCAGAAGAAAGCGGAAAAUGCAACCAAAAGAAAAACAAUGUAGGAAACGAGUACGAAACGAAAGUGAAUGGAUUGACGUUAAAGCUAAAAAGGAAUUAAAUUCAGGACGAGAACACAGAAAUAGAAAAGAGAAAUUAAUACCUGCACGGAAGAAUCCUUGCCCAGAGAGUUGUAGAUCUAAAUGCACUACAAGGGUAACUGAAGAAAAGAGAAUGGAAAUAUUUGAUUUAUUUUGGAAAAUAGCUAAUCACACCAAACAAUGGGAAUACAUAGCAAAAUUGGUGACUUUGGAAGAUAAAAAAGUGAGUAAAAGGGGUAUAUCAAGAAGAAAUUUUAGCAGAAAAUAUAACUUUUUUAUUGCGGGAAAAAAGGUGCAGAAAUGUAAAAAAAUGUUUUUAAAUACGCACGGAAUUUCGGAACAGUGGGUAACAACAGCACUAAGUACAAUAGAAGAGACUAGUAUGGUAAAAGAAGACACUAGGGGAAAGCAUGAAAACAGACCACAAAAGUUAAACGAAAACUUACGGGAUAGUGUAAGAGACCACGUAAACAUGUUCCCAGUGGUACCAUCACACUAUAUACGAAAAAAUUCAAAUAAAAUGUAUUUGGAAGACGGACUUAAUAUUUGCAAAAUGCAUAGAAUGUAUUUAACUUAUAUGCAAGAAGAACAUUCCGGGCAACAAGUGGCAACUAUGCGACUAUACCGAGAAAUAUUUAACACCGAACUCAACAUUGGAUUUUUCAAGCCCAAGAAAGAUCAAUGUGAUCGCUGUGUGGUGUAUGCCAUGGCUAGUGAUAACGAGAAGAAGGAGUUGGAAAGUGAAUAUCAACAACAUAUUCAAAAUAAGGAAGAAGUCCGAAAUCUAAAAGAUAAUGACAAACUACAAGCCGUAGAGGAUAAAACCAUUUGUGUUGCUUGCUUUGAUUUACAAAAAGUUCUCAUCACCCCUGCAUGUGAAAUAAGUAGUUUUUACUACAAAAGCAAAUUAGCCACGUACAAUUUUACCAUCUAUGAUCUGGGAAAUAACAAAGGUCAUUGUUAUGUUUGGAACGAAUCCAUAGCAAGAAGAGGACCGAAUGAAAUAUCAAGUUGUUUGCUUAAUUUUAUAAAAAAGCAAACUGGAAAUGGGGUAAAAAAAUUGUAUUUUAUUCGGACAACUGUGGAGGUACAAAUUUUGCAUCGUUUUCUAGAAAGGGGCCACACUCAAAAUGAAGGCGACAGCAUGCAUGCUACCAUAGAAAGUGCCAAAAAACGCUAA
Ceutorhynchus assimilis (cabbage seed weevil) is the source of this 1614-nucleotide messenger RNA. The record is from the annotation of a GenBank genome assembly. NCBI's taxonomy places the organism in Eukaryota, Metazoa, Arthropoda, Insecta, Coleoptera, Curculionidae.